AUGGAAAUCUAUAAACUUACCAAUCUACCGAAUACUCUUUACUAUAUACCAAAUUUUAUAAACAAUGAAGAAGAAGAAUAUCUAUUGUCAUGUGUAAAUAAUGUACCGCGUACUCGUUGGGUUCAAUUGCGUAAUCGUCGUUUGCAAAAUUGGGGUGGACAACCACUUGCAAAAGGAAUGAUUCAAACAGAAUCAUUACCUAAAUGGUUAGAAACAUUUACAGAACGUAUACUUAAACUUGGAAAUGAAACGGUCUAUUCUGAUAAUAGAUUUCAAUUCAAUCAUUGUCUAGUCAAUGAAUAUGAAGCAGGUCAAGGUAUUAUGCCACAUACGGAUGGACCUGUUUACCAUCCGAUUGUCACCACUAUUUCAUUACAAUCACAUACUGUUAUCGAAUUUUAUCGACCAAUCGAUAGUACUGAUAAAGAGGAUUCUACAUCGUUCUCUAGUCGAUGCGUUGCUCGAAUUCUUCUUGAACCACGUAGUUUAUUUAUUGUUAAAGAUGAUAUGUAUUCAUAUUAUAUGCAUGGUAUUGAAGAACUUCAUGAAGAUUUAAUCAAUCGAGAGAGAAUAUCAAAUUUUGAUCGAUGUAGUGAUGAAAUUAAAGAUAAAGAUGAACAACAAGUAUUAACACGUACAACACGAAUUUCAUUAACUAUACGAUUUGUAGAAAAAACAUCCAAAUUCCAGAUUGGAGCGUUACGAAAAUAA
This is a messenger RNA of Rotaria socialis, 711 nucleotides long. NCBI's taxonomy places the organism in Eukaryota, Metazoa, Rotifera, Eurotatoria, Philodinida, Philodinidae. The record is from the annotation of a GenBank genome assembly.